This is a messenger RNA of Colletotrichum truncatum, 1449 nucleotides long. RefSeq names its product udp-galactose transporter. Gene Ontology annotation, biological process: pyrimidine nucleotide-sugar transmembrane transport. NCBI's taxonomy places the organism in Eukaryota, Fungi, Ascomycota, Sordariomycetes, Glomerellales, Glomerellaceae. The record is from RefSeq and is a predicted model, not a curated record. Gene Ontology annotation, molecular function: UDP-galactose transmembrane transporter activity. Gene Ontology annotation, cellular component: Golgi membrane.
AUGGCUCUCCUCGACGCUGCGUCGCCGCCGCCGGGGGGCCCUACGCUCUUUGGCCUCUCCAUGAAGCAGGUCUCCCUCAUCACGCUAACCUUUCAAAACUCGGCAUUGAUCCUGAUCAUGCAUUACUCCCGUAUCAUGCCCCCCGUGAGCGACCACCGAUACUUCACCUCUACCGCCGUCUUCCUCAAUGAGGUCAUUAAGCUAUCCAUCUGCUUGACCUGCUCCAUCGCCGAAGUCUCGCGCACCCUGGCGCCCUCAACCCCCGCCACCGUCAUCUUCGAGCAGAUCUACAACCAAGUCUUCUCUGGCGAUGGCUGGAAGCUUGCCAUACCUGCGACCCUAUAUACCCUGCAGAACACUCUGCAAUAUGUCGCCGUCGGCAACCUAGACCCUGUGCACUUCCAGGUGCUCUAUCAGCUCAAGAUCCUCACAACAGCAAUCUUCUCCGUGACGAUGCUCCGUCGCUCCCUCGGUCUGAAGCGCUGGAUCUCCCUCAUAAUUCUUACUCUCGGCGUCUCCAUCGUCUCCCUCCCACAGCCUUCCUCCGGAGGCCACGCCGACCCCGCCAUCGGCAGCAACAUCCUCCUCCACGAUACUUCUGAUCACUUCUUCCCCCGUUCCGUCCACGAGCUUGGCCAAGCCGCCGAGGGUGCUGCCGAAGUCGCCCGCGAAUUGACAAAGCGCGCCGCAGAUGGUCUCGCUGGCGUCGGCGAGAACGUUGUCGGCAGCGUCAUCGCGAAGCGCUCUGCCUCAUACCAGGGUAUUCAGGAAGAUCAGGACCUCGCCCCGCUGAUGAACUAUUCAAUUGGUCUCUCCGCCGUCCUUGUCGCUGCAGUCGCAUCUGGUCUGGCGGGUGUUUACUUUGAGAAGAUGCUGAAGGACUCCGCUACCCCGGCCUCCGUCUGGACCCGCAACAUUCAACUGUCCUUCUACUCGCUCUUCCCUGCUCUCGUUGGCGUCAUCUUCAAAGAUGGCGAGGACAUUGCUCGGCACGGCUUCUUUGAGGGCUACAACUGGGUCGUCUGGACCGCCAUCGUCUUCCAGGCAGUCGGCGGCGUACUUGCUUCGUUGUGCAUCAACUAUGCGGACAACAUCGCCAAGAACUUUGCUGCGAGCAUCAGUAUCGUCAUCAGCGUCCUCUUUAGCGUCUGGUUCUUUGACUUCCGGGUCAACUUCACCUUCAUCGUCGGUACUGCCCUGGUCCUGGCUUCGACCUACCUCUACAGCAUCCCCGACCGCAAGGGCCGCCCGCCGCCAAUCACCAUCGCAAGCUACGAGAAGGCCAUGGUCGACCCGGCCUACACGCCGCAGGUCACAGACGAGACCAAGCUGAACCUCGACCCCCUGGACUCCGUCCGCAACAUGGGCCUGUCGACGUCUAGGCCAUCGUCGCCUAUGCUGCACCACCACCGCGUCCCCUCAGCCAGGGGCAAGAACCGCGACGACUAA